Molecule: messenger RNA, 1678 nt
Organism: Brassica oleracea var. oleracea
Lineage: Eukaryota; Viridiplantae; Streptophyta; Magnoliopsida; Brassicales; Brassicaceae
Exons: 3
Coding region: 612-1253 (213 amino acids)
Source: RefSeq, a predicted model, not a curated record
GGUUUCGUUGGCAACCCUUCAACUGUUCUCCGAGAUAUUCGGCUUCAAUUACGGAACUCGCUUUAGGCUCCUCUUGACCGAGUCUCUUAAGGUGUUAGCUCACUUUCUGUCGUGACCUCUGCUAUGAUGUCUCCCAGGUCCAGUCGUCAGCUCGGCUUUCAGCUCCCUUUGUUAUGAUGGGCUUAUCGCAACCCACAUGCUAGCUCACGCUUAUCGGUACCUCACCUGAGGGUCAUAUUCGGGUCCAACAGUUGCCCCCAGCUUCCGAAUAAAAUCCUUUGUCUCGGAAGCUAGAAUCUAGCUAUCGAUCUUAUCUUUUCGUUAAGAUAAUGAUUAGUUCUUAUCCUAUUUAGAUUCAGCUUACUCGAUCUAACGGUCUUUAUUACGUUUGGCAGAAUCUACGGUUCAGAUGGAGAGGGUUUGAAAUGACUUUUCCGAAUCUCGAGAGGUGAUGGGAUAUAAAGCGGUGAACAUUAACUGCUAGCCUCCCACUUUCUCCACGCCUCCGUUCGGUUUUCAAGUUGGCUGGGGCUGUUAACAGGGCCCAGCUCAGGUUUGAGAAUGCUCUGUGUGCUGCCCCCAAUGCUGGUGAACUUGCUGAGGUUACCGAGAUGGUUAAGGCAGCCAAAACCGAUCUUGACCAAGCCCGGGUUCGAAUUUCUGAACUCGAAGCCGAAGUGACGAGGCUAGGCUCGAAGGCCGAUGCUCAGCAAGGAGAGAUCGAGAGUCAAAAGCUCGAUAUCCAGGUGAAGAGCAGGAGGAUCAAUGAUUUAGAGGCUGCUCGAAAGAUAGCUGAGCAUCAAGUACGUGAGCUCAUUGCCUCAUCCCGGGAUAGCCAGAAGAACAAGGAAGCUGAAGUCAAGCUGGCUGUCAGGGAAGGGAAGAAAGAAGUCGCCGAAGCUUACGGCAAGAUCCUGGUCUGUGUUAAGGAGAAGUUUGCUAGGAAGAAAGAUGAGGUCGACGCUUUGGUGUACGCUCAGGAGCUCCAAGCUAAUGCCGACCUCUUGAAGGAUAUGCUGAACAACAAGAUCCAAAGCGUUGAAGAGGAGUACAACCAAUUGGUGGCCUUAUUACCAGAAGCGACAACUGCGUAUGAGAAGGCUCAAGUCUCUGACUUCUCGGUCAGCAAGCUUCCUCUUCCCCAGAUCUCGGAGAGUUCAGUCGAGGCAGCAAUAGGAGGUGACGGCAAUGUGGUCGAUGAGGGAGUUCCUGCCGGUGCUGGUGAUCCGAUUCAGGAAGAGAAGGAAGAUUGAGAGCUACGGCUCUUUUAGCUUUAUGUUUUGUGUUUUUAAGACUUCGGCCUAAGGGCUUUGUUUCGUUAUGCAUUAUGACUUAGUGCCUGAGGAGGCCUUCAAACCUUAACACUUGCUGGAUUUCAAUAGCCUGGGGAGGUUUUUAAACCCUUUCUUAUGUUUAAAUCGUGGCUACUAUUUCUGUUUUAAGUUUUUGAACUUAACCUCGUUUCAUUUAAUCAUAGUGAUUGCGAAUCUCAGAUGAGUUGUGUGCUGUCAUCGUUGAGUCGGAUUAGGACCUUUAGUCUUAAUUUAUGAUAAGCAUUUAGCUUAAUGGAUAUUCGGUCGUGAUAACCUUAAAGAGAAGUUCUUGAUUUUAGCUCGGGGACCUGAGUCCGAUUCGAAAGGUUCUGGGACCUGGUUGUUCAGGUUCGUAGGAACCUGGA